This is a messenger RNA of Oncorhynchus keta (chum salmon), 2200 nucleotides long. Its product is annotated as beta-1,3-glucosyltransferase-like. Lineage: Eukaryota; Metazoa; Chordata; Actinopteri; Salmoniformes; Salmonidae. The record is from RefSeq and is a predicted model, not a curated record. The coding region runs from base 387 to 1799 and encodes 470 amino acids. The transcript has 17 exons. Gene Ontology annotation, molecular function: acetylglucosaminyltransferase activity. Gene Ontology annotation, cellular component: membrane.
UGAGAUUUAAAAUUGGCUGGCUCAGUGCUUCAAUUGGUUUGAGUGAUGUGGAGGGUUAACACCUUAAGUUGGUUCUCCUUUAUUGGUUCUUCCCUGUUUUCAUUUUGCUCCACAUUUUUUGGUUUGCUUCCUGUCUUUUAAGUUUAAAAACAAAACUGGCGCUGUACAACGUGACUGGCCCAACUGGAGAUUCAGUGAAAAUAAUAAUCUCAUUGAUUUACCAAGACCAGUCCCCAUGCUUGUCUCCGAGCAGUGUGAAACGGUGCUGAAAUAGUUGACCACACGCGGUUCCUGCCAACAUUGCCACCAGCAGCUCAAGACAGAAUUCCGGAGACUUACCAGAACUGUAGGCUAUACAGUCUUCCUUCCUCCCCAAAGACUGAAACAUGUCUUCUUCUGAAAGAUGGGAGAACCUAGAUGCAAAUGAAGUCCUCUAUGACAGCCAACCUGACCUGCGAGAGAUAGUGUUUGUGAUCCAGAGCCAGAGUAACUCAUUCCACGUGAGUCGGGCAGAGAGACAGAGAGCAGACCUGUUACAACAGACUCAGAGCCUCACACAGACACCCCCUCCGGUCCUGCUCCUCCACAGUCUGACAGACAAUGAGGGAGACUGGAGUAUCCUUCCUGUGCUGCCUUAUUUAUCCUUGUUGUUUGGGAAGAACUCAUCCUGGUUGGUGUUUCUGGAAGAGGAGACUAACGUCAAGGUGACCAAACUGCUCCAGGCCCUCAGGAAGUUUGACAGGAGAAAAGAGUGGUUCCUGGGUAAACCUCUUCAUGAUGAGGAGUCGACCAUCAUCCACCACUACGCCUUUGCAGAGAACCCCUCCAUCUUUAAAUACCCAGACUUCUCUGCUGCCUGGGCCCUUAGCAUCCCCCUGCUUGAAAGGCUCGCAAGCAAAGUGAGAGAUGAACCACUCAAGUCUGACUUCACUAUCGAUCUGAAGCACGAGGUAGCUCUGUAUAUCUGGGAGAAUGGCCAAGGGCCUCGUCUGACAGCAGUCCCAGAGCUGUGUACUGAGCCAGAACACUCUCCCACUGCCCAACACUGUGCUACCACCCUCAGCAGUCCUGCUCCCCUGUGUGGGGAGCCUGUAAAGAAGGAAGAUAUCUUUGUCGCUGUGAAAACUUGUAAGAAGUUUCACACUGAGAGGGUCCCAGUGGUGAAGAAGACGUGGGAGAGAGAGGCAUUUCUGUUGGAGUAUUACAGUGACCACACUGACCCUUCCAUACCUACCAUCGACCUAGGAGUCCCCAACACAGAGAGAGGUCAUUGUGGGAAGACGUUUGCCAUCUUGGAGAGGUAUGUCAGCGAUGCAGUGCCAAAGACGAGAUGGCUUCUGGUGGUGGAUGAUGACACACUCAUCAGCCUGCCCAGACUGCAGAUGCUGCUGAGCUGUUAUGACCCCUCUGAACCGGUGUGUCUAGGGGAGAGGUACGGCUACGGGCUGGGCCAGGGAGGCUACAGCUACAUCACCGGAGGAGGGGGGAUGGUGUUCAGUAGGGCCGCGGUGGUGAGGCUCCUGGCCAGUGACUGCAAGUGUUACCGUGAUGACGCCCCUGAUGACAUGGUGCUGGGGAUGUGUCUCAACGCUCUGGGGCUUCCUGUCACACAUAGCUCCCUCUUCCACCAGGCUCGACCUGAAGACUACUCCAGAGACUUCCUAGCCCACCAGGUGCCCAUCUCCUUCCACAAACACUGGAACAUCGACCCCGUCGCCGUCUUCAACAGGUGGCUAAAGGACGAGUCGAGGUCAACAAGCCCACGCGGACUAAACAAGAGCACCAAGGAAGAGUUAUAGUCACUCAGACCACGAUCAGUCUUGUGUGUGUGUGGAGUCAUGGACAAACAAAUUGUCUGCAUGUUUCCUCCGUCGGUGUAAACGUCUUCUAUGUUGUGAAUCUUGCGUCAUUUGGAGGGUUCAUGCAAGUCUCUGUCCAUGACUGUGUGUUUGGGAACUUAUUCAUGACGGUCUAGCGCGCAGUAUUGUAUUGAAUCCCGGCCACAGUUUCAAUAGAUUUGCAUGUUGAGGUUGUCAGUGUGUUCGGCUCUUGUCUGUGUGUAUUUAUAAUAUGAUAUAAUCCAUUUCUUGCCAAAUUGAACAAUGAAACUCAUUUUUUUUUUCUUAAGGACAUAUUUCAACCUUAAUGCUACAUGCUGUACAAUGUGUACUAUUUUUUAUAAAAACGUGUUUGCGGUGUC